GAGGUUCGCCUUGUUGCCUAGAUACGAACGCGGAGGGUGGCGCAUUCGGGAGUCCUUCUCUGAAUGAAACAGGAUUUUCGAUAGCGGACAUUGUGGUUCUGGGUAUUAAGUGUCAUCGACGAAUGACCUUCCGCUAGCUUGAGCCGAAAUGUCGCCGGUUUCCUUGACGCUAUUGAAGCAGCACUGGAAGUGAAAAACAGCGCCAUUUCUGUCGGCGUCCAUGAUACGCGAUGCUACCGCAGCGGAUUCCAGAGCUCGAGCUCGGAACGGCAGCGGGAGAGAAAUAGCCGCUCUUCUUUACUUCAGCCCACGGCAGGUUGUGCCGUUGAAGUAAGACGAAGCCCCACAAUGGACUCUUCCGACUGAGACGCAAACACGUCCCGUGUUUUGCUCAGCAGCUGAGAUCUAUCAGCAGCACAAGCCAUGCCUGACGAGUAAAAUCCCCUUUUUGCUCAAAGCAAUAAUAAAAAAAAACACCAUCCUACAUGCCUCCCCAUGUAGAGCCCCUUCAGUGCGUCCUGCUGGAGUGACUGCCCCCUCUUCCCAAGGUUCUGCCUCGUCCUCUCUCUGUACCCUUCUCCACCGACCACCCGACAGUAACUACCCAUCACAAUGCUGCUUCACCUGAGAAUGGCCAACACCUGAGGUCCUAUGCGUCCCGUGAGCACCGAUUCAGACGGUCCUGCUCCUCCUGAAAACCUCUCUUGCCCCUACCCCCUCGUGGGCCCCCUGCCUGCCUCGGAGAUGUCCCUGCUCCAGUCGCUGGGUCCAGUUCAAAGCUGGCUUGGCCAGGAGCUUGAGAAGUGCGGGAUUGAUGCCAUGAUUUACACCCGCUACGUCCUCAGCCUUCUCCUGCAUGACAGUUAUGACUAUGACCUGCAGGACCAGGAAAACGACAUCUUCUUGGGCUGGGAGAAGGGAACUGGGAAGAAAUGGGGCAAGAGUAAGAAGAAAGGAGGGACCGACCUGAGUCUGGAGGAAAUGAAGAAGCAAGCUGCUGUGCAAUGCCUCCGCUCUGCAUCUGAUGAGAACUCUGGAAUUGAGAGCCUGGUUGAAGAGCUUUGCUCUAAACUAAAGGACAUCCAAAACAAACAGAAAGAGGAAAAACAGAUUCAAAAGAAAUCUGAUGGCUCUCAGUCUCCAGAGCGAGCUGAGUCCCCCUCUUCAAAGGACCAGGUGGAAAUGUAUUAUGAAGCCUUUCCUCCUUUGUCAGAGAAACCUGUUUGUCUCCAAGAGAUCAUGACGGUGUGGAACAAGGCUAAGGCCUGCACAUACUCAAGUUCAUCUUCCUCCGCAGCCCCGCAGACCAGCACAGACACCUCUUCCCCAAAAGAUUGCAACAGUGAAGGUGAGACUGCAAGGGAGCGAAACCUGGAAGCCUGUGGCGCCAUCACCACUGUGGCCAACGAAAGAGGCCAGCAACGACGGAGCAAGAAGGAGAAAGAGAAUCGAUACCGUGGUGGUGGUGCAGCAGCAGAGGAGAAAUCUACCGUCCACUCCAAGAGACAGACGAGACACCGAUCUGAGGGCAAAUACAGACCCAGAUCCUGGUCUUCUGGCUCCAGCGAGGCGGGUUCAAGCUCAAGUGGGAACCAGGGUGACUUGAAGUCGUCCAGAAGCAAGGCAGUUAGAAUCAGGCACAAAUCCAGGGAGGCUGCAAAGAAUAAGAGAACACGCAACAGCGGGCAGGUGAAGCUUCAGGUGAAGGUAAUCGACAGAGAGGAGCGAAGGAACACAGGAGGGAGCAGCAGCAGCGCCACUGGAGGCGCUGCCAAACAACCACAGCUUUACAAAAAGGGGAAGAGACCUCUGAAGGAGAUUCGAAAAGAUCCAGGCUGGAAGGAGGCGAAAGAGUUCGGAGCUGAGGCCAGAGACAAAAAAGAAUACAUGGAGGAGCCACUUUGGUACACUGAGCCCAUCACAGAGUAUUUUGUACCUUUCAGCAGCAGACAAAGCAAGCUGGAAACAAAAUAUCGAAAGAAGGUAGACUCUCCUGAUGGCUUUGCUUUGUCAACCGACAUGGAGAGGCUGCCGGAGAGAAUCCAGGGAAUCUGCAUUGCCAAUGAGAGCUACCAGAGGGCAUACCUAACAGCAGGCUCGUUUGUGGAUGGGCACUUUGUGGAAGGGCCCGGCGAAGCAGAAGAUGAAACUGUUGAACUCACUGGGACCUCAAGCUGCCCUCAGCCAGAGGAUAGUAGAGAUUUAGAUGACAAGCAUCUGUCUGAAUUCACUCACUUCUAUGAAGUUGACAUUUAUCAAUCCAUAUUGGAUACUAGUGCCUCAGACUCUAUACAAGAGAGUCGGAUCUUAAGCAUGAUUCGACAAAAAAGCAAAGAGCAAGGAGACGUGGAGGCAGAAUGUUGUUUAGUGUUAGAGGGCCUUGAGCAGCAAGGGAAAAGUGCAAUACGGGCCAACUCGCAGGACGCUCCGGGAUCUUUUGGAUUCUUAAUGGAGGAUCUGAAAAACAUGGCUCAAGUGUGGGGAUGUUAUUCGCCGGCUACUUCAGAAGAUAUAGAUGGAGAAAGCUUCGUGGGAGACUCUCCCAUCCGACUCUCCCCCCUCCUUGAUAGUGUUUCCUUCACCCUGAGCAAGCUGUCUGGAAAUCUGGAGGAGCCGACCGUCUCUGAAGCCACCAGUGAACCGUCUGGUUUAAACUCGUCCUGCUUCUCUCUUUUCGAGCUGCAGUAUGACAGCCCCACUCUUCCUUUUCCCCGCGACUCGCUCGCCAUUGGUCACGAAAACAACACAGAUUCUAGUAGCUGUCUCGACCCACAUUCUAAUAAACAGUCUCGUUUGCUAAUAUGGACCAAAAAUAGUGCCUUUGACGAAACUGAACACUGUUCUAACCUUUCGACACGAACUUGCAGUCCGUGGUCCCACUCAGAGGAGACUCGGUCAGACAACGAGCAAGGAAAUGUUCCGACGGAGGAUGCUGCUCAAAUUGGCAAUGAGGAGAUUGAUCGUGUAAUCCCUCCUCUCUCUGGUACAUAUCUGGAGGAGGAGAUCUUGGAUUUUUUGCAAGAAAACUCUGGCCGCAAGUGUGAGGAGGUCGGUGUUAGUACAGCAUCCAACAAGACCCUCACCAAAAAAUCCAAAUUGGAGUCCAUUUGUGGUAUCGCAUUGGAAGAGGUUGAGAGUAAACAGUACAGCACUGGCAUGUUUUCGGACAACGCAAACCAACACGGUGAUGACUACAGCUCAGGGAUAAGGAAGGACAUUUGGACUGCAAUAGGAGACGACAAAUCUGUAAUGUCGACGCCAGGAGCAGAGAAACCGAGCGAGGGGCUAUUCUCCGAUGAGUCAGGCGGUUACUGCUGCAGCUGUCUGGAAGUGCAGGCGAAAGAAGUUCCGGUUCAAGGGCCUCAGAAAAAAGCAGUGCAGAGGUCAGAGUAUCACCUUUGGGAAGGCAAGAAGGAACAGGACUUAGCCAAAAACAAACUCUCCAAGGUAGAUGGUGCUGGGGAUUACAUGACUCCGUCCAAGCCCUGGGAUUUGAACUCUGACAAGGAGAGUACAUCAUUCAUCCUGGGAGGGGUGUACGGAGAGUUGAAGACGCUAAGCGGUGAUAAGAACUGGGCCGUCGUGCCGCCAAGUGACACCCAGGACAGCCUGCUACAGUGUGCCGCUGCAGCUGCAUCUGCUUCCAGCUCAGACAUGCUUACCAUCACUGGCACAGAUGUGUUCAUGAACACUAGCAGCUGCUUUGCCCCCGGGCACAGGCCCCUGUGGAGGCCUCUUGUGUCCUUCGGGCAGAGUGACCAGGCCAUCAGAGGAGGCGGAGAUGGAUUGAAUAAGGGAUUUUCUUUUAUCUUCCAUGAAGAUUUGCUUGGAUCUUACGGAGGCUUGCAAAGUGAGGAGCACGGUUUAGAAUACCCGUUUGCAUCCUUCAACCUGAACAAUCCCUUCUCUCAAGUCCUCCAUGUUGAGUGUUCUUUUGAGCCCGAGGACAUGGCUUCGUUCAGUCCGGGGUUCAAGCCCAAAUCCAUUCUUUGCUCGGACUCUGAGAACGAAGCCUUCCACCCCCGAAUAUAUGGCAUCAACCGGACGCAGUACAGGGCCAUUCGCAUCUCCCCCAGGACUCAUUUUCGACCGAUAUCGGCCUCGGAGUUAUCUCCUGGCGGAGUGAGUGAUUCAGAGGCUGAGACUGACAAAGAGGAGACGACUUUUCCCGUCCAGGCGCCGCUGGACGUCUUCGAUGAUCCUCAGGCAGAUCUCAAACCUCUGGAGGAGGAUGCGGAAUGCGAGGGCCCUUAUUACGGGAAGUCAGAACUGGAAUCUGGUAAAUUCUUACCCAGAUUAAAGAAGUCUGGCAUGGAGAAGAGUGCCCAGACCUCUCUGGAUUCACAGGAGGGCUCCAGUACCCUCCUGCCAAUCGCUGAGCAAGAGAUUUGCUUAGACUGCAAAACGGCAGCAGCUGCAUCAACUGCAUCAACUGCAGGUGGACAGACCGACGUCUCUGUCGGCAAGGUUCAAAAUGAGGAAUCUUCAGGGGAGAAGCAGUCCUGUUUGUCUGGGCCAGCAGGUCAGCUCCCCAAGUAUGGGAUUGCUUAUGACUUUGUUGGAGAUGUGCCAGAGUUCCCUCUGUUAAAUAUGAGUGGACAGGGAGGAACUGGCAACCAGCAAGACGAGUGCUGGUGGCAGAACACACUCUGUUCCCCCCUUUUCCCUGGAUCUCAGUGUACAGGGAGCAGCAACAUUUGAAUACUCCAGUUCUGCAGAGGAUGUCCGUCAUAGAGAGGAAACCAUCCUCUCCUUUUGUGACUGGACCUCUACCAGCAACGAUUCAGGGUCAUCUCAGAGCUGGAAAACCUAAUGUAGGCUCAUUUUCUGACACACUCCUCCAAAAAAAAAAAAAGAAAAAAGAAAAAAAAACAAAAAAAAAAACACCCACACAUAACCCUGCAGGUUUUCAUUUACUAACUUAAAACCGUGUGUAAUCAACAAUCGGAUCAACAAAAUUGAGAGAAAAUAGGAAAACUCCAAAAAUAUGUUCUGUCUUUGAGUGACGCAAUGUGCAGACGUGCAUUUUAAGCGUUUUUAGAAUGUGUUCAUUUGAUUCUUCUGUACACUGGUCCUCAUUUACGUCUCAAAGUUAGGUAGUAGGGACAAUCUUUUGUUCUAUCCUCGUCGGUUUUGUUCCCACCGUUUUUGCUUUUGAGCUCGGAUCCCGGUCGUCGGUGGUAUCUGAAUGGUUGUGCAUGUGUUUUCGUCCAGCCAGUCUCACUCCUCUUCUUCUAGUUGUGUGAAACGACUGCUAUCGCAUCCUCUACUUUCCAUCUUGUGUUCGGAAAGAAUAAUACAAGGAUGCUGGCCUUUUUUUUUUUUUUUGAGUUGUGUAAGAAUUUGAGUUUAAUUUAAAAAAAAAAAAAAAAAAAAAAAAGUGUUGCGAUGACUUUCUGAAUGUGAAGUAGAGAAUGUGUGCAGCUUUCUUCUCAAUAUCCCUAAACUCUCCGUGUGUGAAAAGUUAUCAUAAAUGAGUCUGAUUUUUGAAUGGUGAUAGUCCGACAGAGCUAGUAGUAGACAUAGUACGGUUUGUGAGGCAAAAAAACUAAAAAAUCCUUUACAAAAAAACAGGAAAUCAAACGUUUUGUUAGAAAAAAAAUAAAUACUAAUCUACUUGAAAUGCAAUGCUGUAAAAGAAUCUGGGGAAUACGAAAAGACAAAAAAAAGUUUAUGUUUUGGGGUAAAGACCCAUCGUGAAAAGACUACAGCCAUUUCUGCAGAAACCUGUGUUACAACUGAAUAAAACUGUUUUGAUUUCUAUGGUACAGACUAUUUGGUGCUAUAAAUAUGUUCAAAAACCUUUUUGAAGUUGCAGUUCCAUAAUCCGGCUAUGAUAAGUAGACAGCAUAGCCUAGUUUUGUUUGUAGUCCAGACCGUCGGACUCCUUUUUUGCGAAAAUUGUGAUUUUAAAAAAAGAAAAAAGAAAAGUGUUAAGCCUGAUGGCGGGUCUUGCCUAAUGUGGCUUGGUUUUGACUUUACGGUAACCUCUUAGUUGUCAGGCCUGUAACAGCCGAAGCAGAAACACCUGCAGGUAUUAAAUCUCACGUUACUACACAUCCAUUCAGUCACUGGUCCACAAGCAGGAAGUACAGACGCUCAACUACACAAACGUAUCACAAAACAAGUGGCGAAACCAAAAACAUGGCAGAAUUACACUAAGGUACAAAUGCUUUUUUUUUUUUUUUUUUCAUACAAAGGUGUGUUUUUAUUUUUUUUUUGGUUUACAAUAUAUCUUGUUGAAAUAUUGAGUAAUGUCUCACUUUGUGUGUGUGUGUGUGUGUGUGUGUGUGUGUGUGUGUGUGUGUGUGUGUGUGUGUGUGUGUGUGUGUGUGUUGGCAACAGAACUUGUGAAGGCACUGGUUCGGAAUGCGUGUACUAGAACUUUAUCUCAGAGAAACGUGAACGUAUGCAGAGACGUACGUUCACAGAAAUGCAAACGCGUCAGCGCCCUCUGAAUUUGAAACACGUUGGCUGUAAAACCCUUUGAGGUGUGGUUGGACUGGCCCUACUUGUGACCCGUGCUUUGAAAGUUCAAUAGUGCAUUUCUGUUUUAUUUUCUUUCGAUCUAAAGGAACAGGUUGGAACAUUUAGUGGGAUCUGUUGGCAGAAAUGGAAUAUUAUACUAAAGUAAAUAUAGAAUGAAUAAAGUCCACCUUUAAAUCUUUCUAAACGGGUAAUGAGGACAGUAGCGGGGUGAUUUCUUUGUCACAUACCAUAAAGAUAAAACGGACAACUGAAAUCCCCCCUCCAUUAACGGGCAAUUAAAGACGUGUGAGCAGACUCUCUGUUAGGUCUCUAUUUCAGGCAUGACUCUGGAAAUGGCCUCGUUCAAAAAAAAAUGCAAAGAUUGUUUGCACAACCAUAGGUUUGUUCAGUCCAAUGCCACUUCAAUUUAAAAAAAGACCCCCAAGUAGCUGAAUGAAAGAUAAUCCAACUUCAGGGUCUUGUCACCUUUCUUUGACAGUCAUCAGACACUCAGGAAUCUUUUGAUAUGAGCAUACUGCAUAAUCUACACACAUUGAUGCAUUAAUGUCAAACCUUUCUUUGAUUGUAGAGCAGAAGUUAUUGACUGGAGUUCUUUCUAGAGAUGUUCCGAUACCAUUUAUUUUUCCUUCCCGACACCUGAACUUGCUAAUCGGCCCAGUACCGGACAAAUGCAUACAGGGAAUGAAUGGCAUUGAACUUUCCUUUAUUUACUAGUUUGACAGGUUGUUCGGUGUAAACUGUUGCCAGCGCUAACAUUUUGAUUGCUCUGGCUAAUGUUCCGCUUUUCGCUCGCAACUCUCAACAGAAAUGAGAGAGAAGCGACACGGCUCACUCGUUAGCUGCUUCUGUCCAUGGAAGUAGCCAACGAGCAAGGCAUCACACUUGUGUGUCAUCCCUGUUGAGAGUUGCACCGUACCGAUCGGGCAGAUCCUGUGAUAUUAUAACUUUAUAUGAACCGGUGCAUGGACCUGAUCGGAAGCUUUUCUGAUACUAGCAUCAGUAUCGGAACAACUCUGGUUCUUUCCAAGCAAACCACAGACUGUCAUUGACUUAUAGCUAGUUUUAAGGGAGAAAUAAAAAAGAACUAAGCCAUUGUAGAUUGCAUAAGCAAUGUCGAGUUCUAUGCAAUACCAUGGCGCAUGUAAACAUUCAAGAAUAUACGGUGAAAAGUCAUUCAGUUCAUUUUGCAUGUUGAUUCAUUUUGAGUGAGAGGACACCUGAGAUAUAAAAAAAAAAAAAAAAAAACAUCUCUGAAAAAUGCAGCAUGCAAACAUCACACUCGGUUUUUUUUAUGUUGGAUUUAACAAAAUAUUUUGGUUUAAAAAAAUAAAAUUAAAAAAAUACAAGUAAGGUUAAUUCAGUGAUUGGAAGAAUGUUCAUGACUGUGUGUGAAUCUGAGUGAAUGUGUGCAAGAAGCAGAGUCACAAAGAGCACUUGCAUGGGAGUUGGAAGGAAUGCAUCACACCUUUCUCCAUUUGAUUCUUCCAUUUUGAUAGGCCGCCUUAAAAGAAAAAAACAACAAAAAAACAUGUAUGAUGAGAAAAUGCAGUCAGUGAGGGUAUAUGCAUUUGGAACAGCACUGACAGGUGAUUGCACUGUGGUCUGAAGAACAUACCCCGCACUGCAAACUAGAGUUUUCCUUGUCUUUUCAUUCACACCUCGGCUCUCCUUCCUCUUCCUCUUUGUUCCAAAAUCCCAUCUGUCCCGAGUAGUGGUGUUGUUCUGAUUUCAUGUACACCCUGAGAAAAUUAUUUUGUUUCAUUGUGGAUUUUUCUUAACAUCUAAUAAAGGAAUAAACCAAACCUCAGCCUAUGAA
Anarrhichthys ocellatus (wolf-eel) is the source of this 8305-nucleotide messenger RNA. RefSeq names its product KIAA0232 ortholog. The record is from RefSeq and is a predicted model, not a curated record. The transcript has 8 exons. Lineage: Eukaryota; Metazoa; Chordata; Actinopteri; Perciformes; Anarhichadidae. The coding region runs from base 652 to 4701 and encodes 1349 amino acids.